Molecule: messenger RNA, 729 nt
Organism: Paramecium sonneborni
Lineage: Eukaryota; Ciliophora; Oligohymenophorea; Peniculida; Parameciidae
Source: the annotation of a GenBank genome assembly
AUGAAUAUACUUUACUUUAAAGGUUUUUUAUCUUAUUUGAUAAUUUAGUAAAACCGGAUAUUUAAAAUUUAUAUUUGGUGUUAUGAUGACUGUACCAUAUUUGAAUUGAAAUUAAAGAGGAAUUAUCAUACUAUUGUACUAAUUCAAUUUAAAUUGUGUCAGACUUCUUAAUAGUAAAAGCUAAAUAAUUUAUUAAAAUAUUUUGUUUCUACAGUAGGCAUAGAUAAUAUUUAUUAUUGUGUAACAUCCACAAAAAAAUGCCAACUAUUGACUUAAUUUAUAGAUUUAGUUAAGUAAGUUAAUGCAGAAUGUUCAGCAUUUAAUCUGAAAUGUAUUAGUAAUGGAACAAAUUUUGGGUAGGUAGUGAAGCAGCAAGUGAGAUUAGAGAACCUGUUGGCGCUUGGAGAUUCACUAAAGAUAUUUCAGCAUGUAGAUUAAGCUGAUGCUAUGAGGCAUUAAAAACUUAAAAACCUAAUAAUGGUUGUAAGGGAUACAAGAAUUUGUUUAUUUUAGAAUAAUUAUGAAGAUCAAAAUUAUUUUAAGUGUAAUAAAUAAAUGCAGCCACAAAAUGGACAACAUAUGGAUUUAAAUGUAUUUCUUUGGCUGAUUGGGCCUCGUUUACAAAAUAAGCUGGUUUUGUUAUAGAUAACUAAUUUAAAGCUUUCGUUUGGAAUACUACUGUAAAACAAAGGCAUGUUCAGAUACUAAAAAAAAGACUAAAAUUUUUGA